AUGGAGGGUGUUUGGCGAUCGGAUGCGCCAGUGACCAUCUUCCUGGACAGCCACAUCGAGGCCACACGUGGUUGGAUCGAGCCCAUACUAGCUCGCAUCGCAGAGGAGCGUUCUGUCUGGCAGAGGCAUGCAUUUAACUUCCUCCGGCUGGACCACCAGGACAAGCGGCAUGUGGUCGUUCCCAGCAUCGACACCCUCGGCGCUGAGGCGGGCUAG
Messenger RNA from Symbiodinium sp. CCMP2456, 216 nucleotides. The record is from the annotation of a GenBank genome assembly. NCBI's taxonomy places the organism in Eukaryota, Dinophyceae, Suessiales, Symbiodiniaceae.